GUGCCCACGACGUUAGAGGAGUAUUAUGCAACAAAUUACUCCAAAUGCAAUAUAUCCUAUAAUUAUCUUGCUUCGUGGCAAGCAGUUUCAGCAGUUCGCACUUGGCUCAAUUUAUUGCUUUGCCUUUCCAAACCAUGUCAUUCCACAUUAUUCUUACCAAAACCCCGGAUAGAAUGAAACCGAUGCGAUUGCCGCUAUUUCUGAAUCACUUGUUCUGUGCUUUAUUUGAUUUCUAUUUAUGCACACUUUCGUGCUUAUACAUUUUCCCGCCAAUGAUGGCAUUCACUGGUCUUGGACUGCUUAGUUGGAUUGGGCCAUUCCUUUAUCAGGCAGUUGUUGGAGGAUUAGCGGCUGUUGGUAAGUUAGUUAAAUGUUUUAAAAGGCUAGGUUACGCAUUAUUUUUUCAAAAAUCGUCUCAGAGCUUGAUAAAGUAGCGUGAGAGCUCUUUGUUUGCUAACAAUAGAAACUGACAAAACUAUAUAGAUUCAGGUUUUCAGGCAUAUGUUUCAUUCCUUACAAUUAGAUUUUAUAAUUCAGUUUUUUUCGUUGAGCUUUUUUGUAUUAAACGUAAUUAUACAUUAAAAUUUUUGUAAAAUCUGUAGAUAUAUGUAUAUAUGAAUGAAAGUUAAAAACGGUUAGUCUAUAUAGUUACGUUUUUGGGAUGCCCAGGUUCCAUCUAGGACUGCGGAAAGGGCAAGCGAUUCAAGCAGCUGUACAAAAGAGGCACGUCCCCUCACGUCCUCGCUCCUGAUUUUUCGAAACGCUUCUCUGACUUCAUAAUCCGAUGAAAUUCUACUCAUAAAUGAUAGUUAUCUUUAUUAUUUCCAGCAAACUAGAUUGCCAAAGCUAAACUUUCGUCAUUGCAGGUGUUGUUGGUUCCUAUGUCUUUGUAUUUGAGAGCCGUAGCAGCUCGUUACUUCAAAAUCGAUUUCGAAUAUCUCGUAGACUAUCACGUCUAGUCUACUACAUUUACUUUAUAGGUCCUGCUAUGGCAGCAAUCGUAGCAAUACCCAUGUUUGCCGAGGAAACAGAUGCAGCAAAACUUGGAGAUUUAUCCACUUUGGAGAUUUAUCCUUGUCCCACACGAGAAUUUUUUAUACAUCCAGUUUGUGCGUUUGAGGCUCCGCCAAUCAUCAUUGUUCUUGGUAUAUUAUUCUUCCUGCUACAUUUAACUGGUUUUUUUUCAUGUCACCUGUCUCGUAUAUUACCUUUAUGGUUCCCCUUCACGCGUUAUCUCACACAAUAAUCGGAAAGAUCAGAAAGUAUUUUUAUACAGUGUCACGGUACAGCUUUCAGUAGCAUUUGUAAUGGCAGUUAUUCCAACAACCACCGUCUUCUUCACAUCGCAACUCGGAUACUAUCGUCAAGAAUGGAUGAACUUGGCUGCUGUCUGUUUCUCAUUCCAUGGUCUGCUGCUGAAAGCCUUGCAAUCAUGUUGGUGCACAAACUGUAUCGAGAAGAUAUUCGAAAGUAUUUGAAGAAAGAUAAUUCAAUUGUUGUCCGCAGAAGUCGAGAGUUCACCUUAUGA
Messenger RNA from Caenorhabditis elegans, 1528 nucleotides. NCBI's taxonomy places the organism in Eukaryota, Metazoa, Nematoda, Chromadorea, Rhabditida, Rhabditidae. The record is from the annotation of a RefSeq genome assembly.